UGGGGCGGGGGACGGUUGCGGAGGGGCGGUGGCGCGCAGUUUGAAUUCGUGUGAGGGGGCAGAGGGCGGCGCGCCCGCCGUCCCUGGACGCCGCCGGGCGGGGAGGUGGGCAGACCCGCAUGCCGGCCCGCACGCCAUGGCUUUCGACCUGGACAGGCAGCUGCGGCUGAGCAACGCCCGCUUCGCGGCCGCCAUCAACCGCAUCUUGGAGCGGUAUAAUCAUCCUUUUGAAGAUGAUUUACUUAUUUCCAUGGAAACUCUCACUUAUGAUACACCUGAUGGACCGAAACAAUGGGGGGAAGUUUCGACCAAAAGCCUUAAAAAAUGGAGGAAGAAAAUACUUAAGCAUGCUAUCAGAAGUCGAAAGAAUGCAGAAAUAUUAAAGCAACAGAGCAGUGGUUUUGAAGACGAACGUUUGAAAGUGCACCAGGUAUCUCAUAAGAACUAUCCUGUUGAUACAUCUGAUAUAGGUGAAGAAAGCGAUGCUGAUAUAGUUUCAGUUAGAAGAAAACUUGAAGACAUUCACUUCCAGAAUCUGAAUGUUGAUGAUGUGGAAAUGCAAGAGAAGUUAAAAGUUCAGGUGGAUGUGAUAGUACAAGAAGAUGCUAGAAGAAUUCCAAAAUGGAUUACGAUAGCACCUCAAGAAUCAUCGAAAGGUCUUCACUUAGCUUCACCAGUGCAAGAACUGAUUGGCAACCAAGCCACCAUUUGCAGAAAGAAAUCAGGGUUUGGAAAUGAAUAUUCUUCAUCCAGAUCUCUCCAGUUACAUUUGCCUGGUGUUCCUGCUUCACCAAAUACAAUAACUGUACCCAGGCAUCAACCUCUUCCGAAAGUGAAUGAAACUUGCUAUGAUAGUAUCUUGGAAGUAUACCAGUCUGCAGAUGAGGAAUGCUCCUGGAGCAACGUAACACUUGGAGACUUGUAUCCAGGGAUGGUAGAGGCACUAACAAGGCUCAUGAGAAAGCAUUUUCAGAGAAAAGUGUUUGAAUACAUGAUUGGACACUAUAGACACAAAAGAUGGCAUUCUAGAAAACCAAAGCUCAAUGUCACUGUAGAGAAAAUAAAAGGGUUCAGACCGCGUAAAUUGAAGCAAGCCCUGCCUGGCAUAUGCAGCAGUAGUAGCGAAGACAUCCAGAAUCUACAUUUUGGGAAUAAUGCAAAUAAGAACUGUGAUAACAAGUGUUCCUUUAAUAAUUUAAAUGGCCUGAUACAUUAUUCUCACAGGGAUGCAAAUGAAAUGGAAACGGACUGCUCUGAUUCAAAUUUAGAACAUGAUUCAGCAUCUGGUGAAGGCCAAAAUGUUUCUGACCAAACUAUUGUUCCAAAUGUUAUGGCUAGAAUGGGAGAGACAUUUCUAGUUGAAGAUCCAUUACAGACUACUGCCUCACUGAAGAAUUCAAAAUUCAAAGAAAGCGAAAAAUUGACUUACAAAUGUUCUUCAGAUUACCCUUCUAUAACAUCUACUGUCACUUCAGGGUCAGCAGCUCUUCAUCUGGUAAAAGAGAGCAAAACUCACAGAACUGACUUUCCUUUUGAUGAUACUUCAGGACUGUGCUCAUCAAUUUGCAAUUUCAGUAGCAAUGGUAACACUUUUGCACCAAUUAUAAACAAUUCUCUUCGAAGAACAUCAAACACAUUACACAGAAAUCCUGAAAUAAAAAUUCCUGAGAGGGGGAUUUCUCUGCAGCGCAGCCACUCAUUUUCCUCUUUGCCUGUGAAUCUGAGUCCUUCAAAGUCUCAGAAAUAUGAAGAUGCAUUUGAAGAACUCUACCGCAAACUGUGUUCCAAAGAAAUUCAAAAGCCUUUGACACUGACAAAACUGCCUUCAAGCUCACAGAAGCUUGAGGAGAAAGGAGGAUUAAUGAAGAAUAAUUUAAGUGAUUCUGUGAGGUCCAAUGUACAGAAUGACAGAGCAUUUGAGAAGGUUUAUCAGAAAUUGUGUAGUGAUAGUGUUCCAAAACUCCCUGGGCUUCAGAGAGCUUCAAACUUAAUGAAAUAUGAAGUAAUACAGAUGUCUGAAACUGUAAAUGCUCUCGUUAACUCACCUGUUCGAACUUUAUCUGCAAUUCCCAGAGUUAAAAGACUAGCAAAUGUUCAAAAUGAUCUGCUUUCUUCACCUGUAAAGCGACUGAAAAAUAUACCUGAACAUUAUCUUCCUCCAACAGUAUAUCAGCAGAUUUCUCGCAGGAAAACUGUUAAUCUUCAGACAGUUGGCAUGAUUUUUUCAAGCACAUGCAGUGGCAAUAACCCCAGCUGUUAUGGCAGUCACAACUAUGAGAGUCAGGACUCUGGAUUUCACGCUUCUCCAGAUAACACCUUUCUUGUUAGUCCUCAUACUUCUCUGCAAGCAGAGUCUGCAAUUGCAGAUGCCCACUCUGAUAGGCCUAGCACAGCAGAAUUGCACCUUUUGCAGAAGCACACAGAAUGUCGCCAAAGGGUAUCCAGAAAACUAAGCUACACUGAUGGGAAAGACCGAAAUCCUAGCAUUCCCUUGGAGGACUUCCUAAUCAAAACUCACCAAGGAGCACUCAUGGACUGUUACAGAGAAAACAUUGUUUUGUAACUUUUAAAGAUCAAUUAAUUAUGAAUUUAAAUAUUUUAAUUAUGAGAUCGCAAUUCUUAGUAAGCAGGAACAUUAAUAUAUAAUUAGUCCUGAUUUAUACUUCCCCAUAAUAUAAAACAAGCUCCAGGAGCUGCUACUUCCUUUCUGAAAGGCACUUCUUACCCCUCUAGUUUCAUCUGGUAUUUGCAAGGAACCAGGGUUCCUUUUUAUGGCUAAGUUUAUUUCUCUAUUUAAUGGUGUUUAUAAUAAUCAAUUUUGAUCCAUGCUAUCUUUUUAAUCUGCUGGUAAGCUUUGGUAUUUAGUAUAGUAUUAAUAAGGUAUUAAUAAGCUCUGUCUCUGCCUGAAUUCCUACCUGUGCCAGUUUUAUAUAUGUGACAUUACUAAAUGCAUGAAAGAAAACAUCUAAGCAGAUGUGGAUAAUCCAAAUGCAGUAUUAUACAUUAUGAAUUGUGCUAUGCCUGGUGUAUAAUUUUAAUGUUUAAUUUUUGCAAGUAGCUCACCAAACUCGAUUGUUCAAUAAAAUUUUAUACAGUAA
Messenger RNA from Dromaius novaehollandiae (emu), 3098 nucleotides. RefSeq names its product Holliday junction recognition protein (gene HJURP). The transcript is spliced from 13 exons. Gene Ontology annotation, cellular component: chromosome, centromeric region. The record is from RefSeq and is a predicted model, not a curated record. Bases 137 to 2563 code for a protein of 808 amino acids. Gene Ontology annotation, molecular function: histone binding. NCBI's taxonomy places the organism in Eukaryota, Metazoa, Chordata, Aves, Casuariiformes, Dromaiidae. Gene Ontology annotation, biological process: CENP-A containing chromatin assembly.